Ostrinia furnacalis (Asian corn borer) is the source of this 1952-nucleotide messenger RNA. RefSeq lists its product as uncharacterized. The transcript is spliced from 2 exons. NCBI's taxonomy places the organism in Eukaryota, Metazoa, Arthropoda, Insecta, Lepidoptera, Crambidae. Bases 24 to 1952 code for a protein of 642 amino acids. The record is from RefSeq and is a predicted model, not a curated record. Gene Ontology annotation, molecular function: catalytic activity.
CUAAGUUAAUAAAUAAUAUUUGAAUGUUGUUGAGCCCUAACAAGUCUACAGACCCCAAUUACAAUAAUUGUAUGUGCAGAUUGACUAGUUUUAAUUGUAAAUCUGUUAAACGAUCGAUUGACAAUGUUCGUGACAUUUGUAUGAACUCGGACGUAGUAGCACUCCAGGAGACGUGGCUACUUCCCCAUGAUAUACCGUUUUUAGGAAGUAUUAGUAAUGACUUUGAGUUUACCGGGAACUCUGCAGUUGAUACCUCAGCUGGGUUAUUAAGAGGAAGACCUUAUGGGGGAGUGGCCAUCCUAUGGAGGAAGGGUAUCUUUCAAGAAGUUACAAUACUCGAAUGUAAUAGUAACCGACUGGCUGCCAUUAGGGUGCGCAGUGGAGACCGCUUCAUAAUUAUUUUUUCGGUCUACAUGCCUACUGACUCACACGAAAAUCUGCCACUAUUUACAGAGGUGCUUAGUGAGAUAAGUGCAGUCAUGGAGGGGGAUAAUAUAGAAUGUAUGUAUGCCUUAGGAGACUUUAAUGCACAUCCAAAUGAGCUAUUUUAUAAUGAACUUGUUAACUUUUGUUUGGACCAAUCUUGGAUAAUGGCAGAUGUGGAGAAUUUAGGAUUGCAAUCCGAUGCCUACACUUUCACUAGUGAGGCGCAUGGAUCUCGACGCUGGCUAGACCACUGUGUUGUAUCAGUAUCGGCUUAUCAAACUAUUUUGGAUGUUACUAUUGGUGAAGAAUUCUAUGUGUCUGACCACCUACCUUUGCAUGUAAAGUGUAACUUAACGGUUAUAAGGCCUAAGUCCGUAUUGCAGAAUAGACUGUGUAAUUCAGUACUUUGGGGUGAGAGGAAAGAGGUUCAAAUUAAAGCUUACCGUAACCUAUGUAAUGAACGUUUACGUGACAUUGAUUUUCCCCCGGAAUUCGUGGAGUGCAGUCACGGGCAUUGUAAUUUAGCAGAGCACAAGCUCAUACUAGAUAAUAUGUAUUAUGAAAUAGUAUGUAUUCUAGGCAGUGCAGCCUCAGAAACUAAAAGUGCUUGUAGUGUCGGUAACCAUAAAAAGAAAAACUUAUGUGGCUGGAACUAUCAUGUCCGCAGCGCUCACCGUGAGGCCAGAUUAAGGUUUAAAAUAUGGGCUCAGAGUAACCGUCCAUCUUCUGGUCUCAUAUAUGAAGAGAUGCACAAAUCCAGAAAGAUUUUUAAAAGUCGUCUAAAAUGGUGCCAGAAUAACCAAGAACAAAUAAAGAUGGACAUUCUCGCACAACACAGAUCCUCCAAUAACUUUAAGAAAUUCUGGAAGGAAACCGGGAAGCAUGACCUCAAAGCCGGCCUCCCGGUGAGCGUUGGAGGGAAAACAGAUGCAUUGGAGAUAGCUAAUAUGUUUCGAGAGCACUUCAGUGUGAAGUCUCCACUUGGCCCUCCUGGGCUGCCCGGUGCUGGGCCCGGGUGCCGUCGCGGGGAGCGGUCGCUCACGUGCUUCACCGCUGCUCAGGUGAGAUCGGCGGUGAAGCGUAUGGGCGGGGGUAAGUCGCCGGGGCAUGACGGGCUCAGUAUCGAGCAUCUUAGGUAUGCGGGGUUUCAUUUGCCGAGGGUGUUGUCGAUGUUUUUCACUCUGUGCGUGAGUCAUUCAUAUCUACCGCACGAUUUAAUGAAAACCACUGUUGUGCCAAUAGUGAAGAACAAGACCGGCGACAUCUCCGACAGAGGAAACUACCGUCCUAUUUCGCUGGCUACAACUAUUGCCAAGAUAUUUGACAGUUUGCUUGACUCCUGCCUAAACAAUCAUCUUGGCCUACAUGACGCGCAGUUCGGUUUUCGGCCCGGACUAUCAACCGAAUGUGCAAUUGCGGGACUCAAGCAUACUGUCAAGUAUUAUACGGAUCGUAGAACUCCGGUGCAUGCCUGUUUUCUUGAUCUGUCCAAGGCCUUUGACCUCGUAUCGUAUGACACGCUUUAG